Molecule: messenger RNA, 2262 nt
Organism: Triticum turgidum subsp. durum (durum wheat)
Lineage: Eukaryota; Viridiplantae; Streptophyta; Magnoliopsida; Poales; Poaceae
Source: the annotation of a GenBank genome assembly
AUGGGCCACCACCAGACACUCAUGGAGGGAGAAGAUACAUGCCCAUAUGACGCCUUUUAUGCGAGCAAGGAAGCAGAAACGUGGAGAAGCAAUGCUCUGCUAACGGUGGAUGCUAUAUUGGUGGUAAUCAUGGUUGGAAUAGGUGCAUAUGGCCAUCACUAUCGCCACCGCCCCUUCACCCGCUUCCUCUAUGAUGGAGCCACGUCAUUGUUCCUACCAAUCAUGUCAUAUGUUGUCUCUGGUAUUGGUGGCACUUAUAUGACCGCCUUCACAAAUGCUCAUAGUGCAAUCCUAGUCGGGGAGUGUCAGGCAGCCUUUACCACACGCCUAGUCAUAGGAUGGGCUUGCCUUGUUCAAAUUGUUGCCAUAAACAUCAGCGUUGUAGUUGCCGGCGAUGAGAGAGAAGGCCGAAACACUGGCCCUUCAGUGGUUCUGCUUGUCCAAGCAAUGUGGACCUGUUACCUUGCGAUCUACUACGCAGGAUUAGAUAUAGAUACAUUUGGGUUUGUGUUCAAGACUUUUGCAGCCAGAAUGUCUUCAUUGUUGGGAUUUCUUUACCUUGGGACAUUUGUCAUCAUCUUCGCCAAAAUGACCUUCAAGUUCCAUGCGUUUUAUAAAGUUCGGAGAUCAAUUGCUCUUGGACUCAACCCCCGUCUUGUUGUUGGAUAUAUGGAGCAGCUGAAUAAUAGAAGUCAACCGAGUGAGCGUGCACCUCCUCCACUCCUGGUUAUGGGUGAGGAGACUUCCCGGGUAAAGAAGCAACCUCGUGGUUACUGCUUUGUACGCAUGUCCGAGGAAGCUAGGACAAACAACAUGCUAGUGACCAUCGACAAAAUUUGGCUAUUAGAGGACAUGCUUUUGGGGUCAUCAACACGACUCAAAGAUGUGUGCCUCUCCUUUACAUUGUUCAAGUUACUGCGAUGUAGAUUUGCAAGGUACACUAUUGCCGAGGCUGGUUUUCACAAGGUUAAUAACUUUUUCUGGCGAGUGUUGCUAAAGGAUGGUGACGACGAGAGGGUAUUCAGGGUCAUUGCGGACGAGCUUUCUUUUCUUUAUGAUUAUUACUAUUCAUCUCUCUCAAUCUCAUAUCCAAGUCGCCGGAUGUCCAUCUUGAGCAUCAUUAUCUCCCUCCUAAGCAUCGGUGGUUGUUUGUCUCUUAUGUUUGCACUGCGUGGUUACUGGUCGUAUGCGUCUCAGUUCGUGUGUGAGGUAAAUUGCCCUGCAACACACGAUAAGUUGGAGUACCUUGGUUUCGGGAAUUAUUAUAUUGAUCAUGUGCUAGUGCAUUUACUUGCUGCACUGGUAGUGCUUACUGAAGCAAGGGACAUCGCUUCUUACAUCUGCUCUAAUUGGACUAAAGUGGCCCUUAUCUGCGGCUACGUGAAGCAUGCUUCUUGGCAACAAUCACGUGCCUGGCGAGGAUGCGUCAGCCGUGUGUUGCAGUGCAGAUGCAAGCUGUUUAAGAUCUGGGAGGACAAAAUGAACCAGUGCUCAAUUCUCAUGCUCCGCCCAGCGAAAACACCUUUGGCUUUUCUUGGGCGUCUCAUCAAUACACCGCAACAAAAGAAGAAGAUACCAAGAGCGGUGAAGGCCUCUAUCAUCAACGCACUCAGAAGCUACGAGGAGAGUCGCCGAACCAAUGGCAUGGCAUCUAUGCCUAGGAGCUUGCAAGUUGGUGAGGAGCUCUGCUGGAUGUUCGAUGAUGAAGGUACAUGCGAUACUAUGCUUGUGUGCCACAUCGCUACGAGCAUCCUACAAGUGAGAUCACACCAACACCAGCCUUUUUCGAACCAUAGGAUUACUGCCACUCACUUAUCACGAUAUUGUGCAUAUUUGGUGGCAUACUCACCUGAGCUGCUCCCUGACGACGAUGCUUGGUGCAAGAGCUUGUACGAGGCCGUCAAGAAGGACGCUGACCGUGCCCUCGCCGGUGGCAUUCGGGCGUCAACGCCUGAAGCAGAGUACCACCAGUUGGUCGAGCUGCUCAGUACAAGGCCAAUGCAUGAGGUGCUUCAGAAGGGUGUGGAGCUUGGGAAGCGUUUGGCGGGGAUGAUUGAAAGAGAGGAUACAAUUUGGGAGGUUCUUGCGGGCUUUUGGUCAGAGAUGAUCCUCUAUGUUGCUCCGUCGGAGAACAUCAAUGGGCACGCGGAGGCCAUUGCCCGGGGUGGUGAGCUAAUAACGCUCCUCUGGGCACUGCUCGCGCAUGUCGGUAUCGUCGGCAGGUCCCACAAUGCCCCGGUCAGUGCUUCUGAUGUUGUCUAA